Molecule: messenger RNA, 1522 nt
Organism: Mesitornis unicolor (brown roatelo)
Lineage: Eukaryota; Metazoa; Chordata; Aves; Mesitornithiformes; Mesitornithidae
Gene: HACD3
Product: protein tyrosine phosphatase-like A domain containing 1
Exons: 10
Biological process (GO): sphingolipid biosynthetic process; fatty acid elongation; very long-chain fatty acid biosynthetic process
Cellular component (GO): endoplasmic reticulum membrane
Molecular function (GO): 3-hydroxyacyl-CoA dehydratase activity
Source: RefSeq, a predicted model, not a curated record
ACCUUGUUUGCAACUGUUAUCAAAGCUCUGCAUCGGGAGCUAGCGCUCGAUUUGAAAGCUCAGGGUCAUGGUGCCAAAGGGGACAACAUCUACGAAUUUCAGAUCGAGUUCCUGGAACCUGUUGAGCCUAAACCUGUAUGCAGGGUGACUCAAAGGCAGCUGAACAUCACUGUGCAGAAAAAAGAGAGUAACUGGUGGGAGAGACUCACCAAGCAAGAGAAGCGCCCGCUCUUCCUAGCUCCUGACUUUGACCGCUGGUUAGAUGAAUCGGAUGCUGAAAUGGAGCUGAAGGAGAAGGAAGAAGAAAAGAUUAACAAAAUGAAAAUAGAAUCCAGAGUCCCAAAAGACCCUUUCAGACACCUGAAGAAGGGAUACUUAAUCAUGUAUAAUCUUGUACAGUUUUUGGGAUUCUCUUGGAUUUUUGUGAACAUGACAGUACGACUGUUCAUCUUAGGAAAAGAUUCCUUCUAUGAUACAUUUCACACCAUUUCUGACAUGAUGUAUUUCUGUCAGACCCUGGCAUUAAUGGAGAUCAUGAAUUCCCUAAUAGGACUUGUCAGGUCGCCUCUGCUACCUGCUGUACUGCAGAUAUUUGGAAGAAACUUUAUUUUGUUUGUUAUCCUUGGAAGUUUAGAGGAAAUGCAGAGCAAGCCUGUGGUGUUCUUCAUAUUUUAUUUCUGGAGUAUCAUCGAGCUGUUCAGGUAUCCGUAUUACAUGCUUUCAUGCAUCGGUAUUGAGUGGAAACCACUAACCUGGCUCCGUUACAGUACCUGGAUCCCUCUGUACCCUUUAGGAGGCUUGGCAGAAGCUGUCUGUAUCGUUCAGUCCAUUCCAAUCUUCAGUGAAACAGGGAAAUUUAGUCUGGGAUUGCCAAACCCACUGAACGUCACAAUCCAGUUCUCAUUUUUGCUUCAACUAUACCUUAUAGCCUUGUUUUUAGGGGUAUUUGUCAACUUCCGUCAUCUCUACAAGCAAAGGAAACAGCACCUUGGACCAAAGAAGAGGAAGAUGAAGUAAAGGAGGACUGCAAUGCUUUCUUACCUGACUUCUCUCGAUGACAAGAUAAGCCUCUAAUUCUUAACGGUUUUACCCACUGUAUUGUAAAGAAUUUUUGUAAAAUGGAAUGAUCACGCUAGACUUCAUGAUUUCGUAGUGAAUUCAGGUAACAUUCCCACGCACUGUAUUUUGUUCCCUUUCAAUCAUGUAUGCAUGGCGUUUACCACUGAACAGUAACAUUUAAACUUGUAUCCUGUCAACUACCACGUUAGAAAGAAAUCCUAUUAUCUGCAUAUAAUGUGCUUAUCAACAGUGGAGCAGCACUACAUAGAAAUAGUGUUUAUCUUUUAAUUGGCUAUUUGCUCUUUCGAUACUGCAUGCAGAUAGGGCUUCUGAUGCUGGGACAUCCUGUUAGCUGGCCCAUGCUGUUCCUGGGGUGCAUCCUGGUGGCAGGAGGAGCACGGCCUGAGACCACUGGCAGCAGUGUUGGGGUGUUUAUUGAUGGUUGGAGUAAAUUUGCUCAGCA